This is a messenger RNA of Saimiri boliviensis boliviensis (Bolivian squirrel monkey), 2658 nucleotides long. RefSeq names its product protein FAM47A-like. The record is from RefSeq and is a predicted model, not a curated record. NCBI's taxonomy places the organism in Eukaryota, Metazoa, Chordata, Mammalia, Primates, Cebidae.
AUGGGGGACCAGAGGCCGCAGGACCGGCCGAGGUCCCCGGGCAUGGACUCCACUCCCAGGUACUGUGACAAGCGGCCUUCCAAGUGCUUCGCGGAUCGCAAGCACAGGCGCGUGAAGCUGCCACCCAUAGACACGGAAAACUGGAUAUUUGUGAAGGAGGGCAUGGACGACUUCCGCUACGGCUGUCCAUCUCCCGAGGAUAUGCUCAUUUGCCGCCGGGAUGACUUCUUACUCCCCAAAAUCUCUAGCAGAAGUCCGCAUGCUGACCCCCAAAGCAGGCAGAAAAAGCUACUCAAGAAAGCGGCCCUAUUUUCCAAACUCUCGCCAGCCCAGCUAGCACGGAAGGCGUUCGUAGAGGAAGUGGAAGGCCAGCUGAUGGCUGAGCAUGCCUUGGCCAUGGUCUCCAAUGUGGGAGCAGAUAUGCCUCCAGAUCUACUACGACAGGUGCUGGAAGUGCUGGAUCCCAAGAGAAAGCUGGAGGGUGCAUGGGCUUGUUGUGAGGGCUCGGAGAAGGCAACCGAGGAACCCACUAAGCCUGGUAAAUAUCCUUGUGGGGAAAUUUGCCUGGAGCCUCUGGAGACUGCAGUUUCCCAUCUCUGCCCGGAACCUCCUGAGAGUGGAGUGUCUCAACUCUCCCCAGAGCCUCCCAAGACUCCAGUGUCUCAUAUCCACCCAGAGCCUCUCAAGACUGGAGUGUCCCAUCUCCGCCCAGAGACUCUCAAGACUCCAUUGUCUCAUAUCCACCCAGAGCCUCUCAAGACUGGAGUGUCCCAUCUCCACCCAGAGCCUCUCAAGACUGGAGUGUCCCAUCUCCGCCCAGAGCCUCCCAAGACUUGUCAGGUGUCCAGUCUCCGCCCAGAGCCUCCCCAAACUUGUCAGGUGUGCAGUCUCCACCCAGAGCCUCCAGAGCCUGGAGUGUGUCAUUUCCACCUGGAGCCUCCCAAGACUCGUCAGAUGUCCAAUCUCCACCCAGAGCCUCUCGAGACUGGAGUGUCCCAUCUCCGCCCAGAGCCUCCCAAGACUUGUCAGGUGUCCAGUCUCCGCCCAGAGCCUCCCAAAACUUGUCAGGUAUACAGUCUCCACCCAGAGCCUCCAGAGCCUGGAGUGUGUCAUUUCCACCUGGAGCCUCCCAAGACUCGUCGGAUGUCCAAUCUCUACCCAGAGCCUCUCGAGACUGGAGUGUCCCAUCUCCACCCAGAGCCUCCCAAAACUUGUCAGCUGUGCAGUCUCCACCCAGAGCCUCCAGAGCCUGGAGUGUGUCAUUUCCACCUGGAGCUUCCCAAGACUCGUCGGAUGUCCAGUCUCCACCCAGAGCCUCUCGAGACUGGAGUGUCCCAUCUCCACCCAGAGCCUCCCAAAACUCGUCGUAAGUCCAGUCUCCGCCCAGAGCCUCCUGACACUGGAGUGUCUCAUGUCCACCCAGAGCCUCCCAAGAGUCGUCGAUCAUCCAGUCUCCCCCAGGAACCCCCCAAGACUGGAGUGUCUCAUGUCCACCCAGAGCCUCCUAAGACUCGGGGGUCCAUUUCUAGCCCGGAACCUCCUGACACUAGUGUGGUGUCCAAUCUCCUACUAGACAUACUGAAACUGCUGGAUUCCCAGAAGGAGCUGAAGGAUGCAUGGGUUCGUUGUGAGGCCCGGGUGAAGGCAAACGAGAAACCCAGUGAGUCUGAUAAAUACCCUUCCCCAGAAGCCCUCCAGCAGCUUCCCGAGAGUCGGCUCUCCCGUCUCCGCCCCGAGCAUCUGAAGGCUCGUCUGGCGUCCCAUCUCCACCCAGAGACUCCCAAGACUCGUCGCGGGUCCAUUCUCUACCCAGAGCCUCUCAAGACUCGUCGCGGGUCCAGUCUCCAUCCAGAGCCUCCCAAGACUGAAGUGUCUCAUCUCCACCCAGAGCCUCCCAAGACUCGUCGCGGGUCCAGUCUCCGUCCAGAGCCUCCCGAGACUGAAAUGUCUCAUCUCCACCCAGAGCCUCCCAAAGCUCCAGUUUCCCAACAAUUAUCGGAGCCUCCCAAUAUUCGAGCGUCCUUUAUAAAAGCACUGUUUCCGGAAGAUACAACAAGCACAAGGAAGCGUUCUCCUCAAUUUAGAUACACGUCAGAAAAACUCCGUGACUUCUUCAAGUGGACUGAAGAGAUGGGAGCUGAUGAAGAAUCCAUCAGGGAUCUCUUUGAUUUUACUCCUGAGUGCAAACCAACCUGGUUCGACCAAAAGAUGAUGAAGAUAAAAGAGUGUUACUCAGAAAUGAAGUACAGCAGGCAACUAAGUGAAAAGGAUGAGGUCAAAUUCUUCUCACAGGAACAAGUGUGGAACAGGAAAACACAAAAAGCACCCAAUUCUUAUACUGCACAGCCUGUGAAGAUGAGGUAUGGAGCAUGGUACCUCAAGCCUAAGUUAUGGAGAAAGCUAAGAAGUGAUGAACCUUUGAUUGACCCCAAGCUCUUACUUAAAAAGCCUCAUAAACCCGACAUUCUUGAUGAACUUUAUAUACCAAUCGCCUUUAAGGAUUACAUUCAAAGCAAGGGCUACGAAAUGCCUGGCGUCAUUGAAAAGCUGUUUACCAGGAUGGGAUGGAAAUAUGACACUGUUAAGACUCCUAUGGAACGUGUAACAAAAUAUUUCAAGUACAAGCCAGAGGACACAGAUGUAAGGAGAGAAAACUAG